AGAGAGAGAGAGAGAGAGAGAUAGAGAGCGCACGGGGCCAGCGGACAUCCCUCCCUCGCGCCUCGACGCCUACUGGCUGAUCACCACGCGAUAGAGUGCGUGAGGAUGAGAUGUGGACAGCGCAAGACCGGAGCGACAGUAAUAACAGGAAACUCGGUGGCGCUCCCGGUGACAAGCGGGCACCAGUCAUUCAGCGGACACCUCGGCAAGAAACAAAUAUUAUCAGCCAGGAAAUUGAGACGUUUUCAAACUGACGAAUUUAUCCUGAAUCCACAUCAGAAAGGAAGACGGGCUAUGGAUUCCCCUUCAGAUCGAUUUCAUCAGCAGCCAGCCCAGAUGUGCCCUUUUGAACUGUAUCGCAGUCUGCCAGAUUCCAACCCCAUGAGCCAUCAUUUUUCGCCUGGCAGCCUGUCCUCCCACCCCCUCUUCUCCCCUCUCAUGCACCCCAACAGUGCCUCCCAGAGGUGGGGUAAUUUCCGCCAGCGUCAGGGCUUGUUUCCUGGGCUGCUAGUAGAUGGCGAUCUAAGCGAGGAGGAUGUGUUUGGGAAGAGGGACUUUGUGGUUGGGGGUACCCCAUCAUCACAGCACUGUCCUGGAGACAAGGGACAAGAUUCUGCACCUGAACUCGGAGACUGGAGCCAGGAUUUUGCAAGAGUAAAGAGACUGAGAAUGGACUCAGCAGAUAGGAGUGAAGAAGAGAUGGGUGAGGAAGGCAAGAGGGGUAGGAAGAGUAGAGCCUCAGGUAGAAUGGAGGUGAGGAAAGGAGGGGAACAGGGAAACAGGAGGGAAGGCAGGAAGCGACAGCGGCAAGAACUGAAGCUUCAGCUAGAGGAGACCAGAGGGAAACUUCUAGAGCUUCAACGCAAGGUAUGGAGAGUGUAUGGAGGGGAGAUCGAUAAUGAGAAAGGACGAGAGGAAGAACAAGUGAAUGGAGCAAUAAAUCUCGAUGAGGUUGCAGAGAUGUUUUCCGAUGGGGAUGAUCCUCUCAUCAGUGGUGGAUUUUCUCCCCCACGCUGUUCGUCUAAGAAAAACAAUGAAAGCAGUCAGAAUGGGAAUGCAGGAAUAUUCCCGGAGACAUCCAUGGACCUGGACCUGGAGUUAAAUGGUGAUCAGGUGUGGCUGGGUUGCAGUCUGAUCAGGGGUGAGUGGGAAAGCGUAGAAGGAGGGCAGAAGUUUGCUCAAGCUCUGAAGCAGGAGCUGGCAAGUGUUGUGGCUCAAGUGAUUGACAGGGUUGUUCAGCUCUAUUCUGAAACAGAUCCCUCCUCGGUCACAUCUACCACUAUGGCCCAAGGAACCAGUAUGGCACUGGAUCUAAACUCGAACAGGAGGCAGAGACCUGACAGAGUUGCUCACGUGGUAGAGCAGGUGGAGGCUUUACCACUCGUCACUAAGAGUCCUCAAGAAAAGAGGACCCCUAUUGCUCAGAGUGGGCACAAGGACCUCCUCAUCCCUCAAGCCAAUCCCAGCCUCGCUCCUUUACCCCAGCCCCCUCUCCCAGCACUUUUACCCCAAAGGAGCAAAGACCACUUCCUACCCUCCUAUCCCACAGAUAACCCUGUGCCCUUACCCCUUCUCCACUACACCAUGCAGAAUCUCUUUGCCCGCUCCCUCUCUAGUUUGCCUCUUCAUAAGGACUGCAUGUCCGAACCUUUCAUGGAGUUCCGUUCACACAACUCAGCGUUCCCACACCUCCCUCUACUAGGCCAGUUAGACCCCUCUCAGUCAGAUAGAGCGAGGGAAGGAGGAAUGAGGGGAGGGGGAGCAGGAUUGAUGGAUGGAGGAGAUGCAGCACUAUAUCUUGCCGCUGGGUCAUCUCAGGAAGGUCUUUCUCCAUCCCACCUGAAGAAAGCCAAACUCAUGUUCUUUUACGCACGCUAUCCCAGCUCCAGCACACUCAAGACAUACUUCCCUGAUGUCAAGUUCAACCGUUGUGUCACUUCACAGCUGAUUAAGUGGUUCAGUAACUUCCGGGAGUUCUUCUAUAUCCAGAUGGAACGCUUUGCUCGCCAGGCAGCCAGAGAGGGGCUUGCAUCUGCCAGAGAAAGAUCACUGCGCCUGGGCAGGGACUCUGAGCUUUAUCGCAUCCUUAACAUGCACUACAAUAAGAGCAAUGAUUACCAGGUUCCAGAGAGGUUUGUGGAGGUAUCUGAGGUAGCCCUGAGGGAGUUUUUCACCGCCAUACAGAGCGGUCGAGAUACUGAUCCCUGCUGGAAGAAGGCCAUCUAUAAGAUCAUCUGUAAAUUAGACAGCCCGGUGCCUGACAGCUUCCGCCUGCCCGGCUGUCCCACGGACACUUACCGGAUGGGCUGAAUAGAGUUCACAUGCACAUACAGUCUCAUAAAAAAAAUAAUGAAAAAAAAUAAUAUGUGCAUGGAUGGAUAUCACAAGCAUGCACAGUUCAAUAUGAACAGUGAACAAUUUUAAUGGGCAAGAAAGAAGAUCCAAGAAAAAAAAAAGUGUGCAAUUGCACUGUAAAGAAUGAGGACACUGAAUGUGUAGUUUAUUAUUAUAAUGAUGCUCGAAAGUAUUUCUUGUUUAAACAAUCUAAUUGAUAACAUACAUUCUACUUUAGUGCAGCAUUAUUCCAGUUAGCAGCACUGAGGAAUGCUCUGAUUAUGUGAAAAAAGAAAAAUCCCAUUUUACUUGAUGUUACAUUAUUGAUCAUUAAUUUAUCUUAAAACGCAAUGCUGUCUGGCUUUUGUUGACCUUUUUUAUAUUACUUGUUAUAUAACAUUGCUAAGUUUCUGUGGACCUGUGAUGUUGAAACGUGUAUUAAAAUUAGUGAAACGUU
Messenger RNA from Myxocyprinus asiaticus (Chinese sucker), 2791 nucleotides. RefSeq names its product prospero homeobox protein 1-like. The record is from RefSeq and is a predicted model, not a curated record. Lineage: Eukaryota; Metazoa; Chordata; Actinopteri; Cypriniformes; Catostomidae. The transcript is spliced from 5 exons. The coding region runs from base 106 to 2310 and encodes 734 amino acids. Gene Ontology annotation, molecular function: RNA polymerase II cis-regulatory region sequence-specific DNA binding; DNA-binding transcription factor activity, RNA polymerase II-specific. Gene Ontology annotation, cellular component: nucleus. Gene Ontology annotation, biological process: regulation of transcription by RNA polymerase II.